Bombus terrestris (buff-tailed bumblebee) is the source of this 3959-nucleotide messenger RNA. Its product is annotated as 3'-5' RNA helicase YTHDC2. Bases 187 to 3660 code for a protein of 1157 amino acids. The transcript is spliced from 8 exons. Gene Ontology annotation, cellular component: intracellular anatomical structure. Gene Ontology annotation, molecular function: protein binding; ATP binding; RNA binding. The record is from RefSeq and is a predicted model, not a curated record. Lineage: Eukaryota; Metazoa; Arthropoda; Insecta; Hymenoptera; Apidae.
UAAAUAUUAUUCGCUGUCAUUACUUACUUAAGGUCAUUACUUAAGUAUGAUGUACUUUUAUGAAACAUAACUUUUACAAAUUGUUGUAGUAUUUAUUAGUAUUAGUUUAUCAAGUACAUAUUGGAUUUAAAUACAAUUUAUGUACAUUAACGGAAUUAUCGAAAUUAUAUAUAUUUAUUAGAUAUAAUGCCACGCAGAAACCGCAGUAAGAAAGCCCCUCUUAUUGGGGAGGAUACUAGAAUUGCAGUAAAUUUAACGCUUAAAAAAUUAUUGGAAACUCAUGAUCAAAAAGAAUUAGAAUUUCCAUCUUCGUAUACUGCGGAAGAAAGAGCCUAUAUUCAUAAAUUAGCACAUGAACUUGGAUUAAAAUCUAAAAGUAGAGGUAAAGGUACAAAUCGCUUUUUAACUGUGUACAAAAGAGAAGGAUCAACAAUAGUUCAAGCUGAUGCUGUAAUAAAAUUACAAAAAGCAUCAAGACAAAGUAUAUAUAAUUUAUUACAGGCUUUUCCACUAAACCAUAAAGAAUGUCAGGAUUUGUUACCACCGAUUGAACGAGAACGGCCUCCUAAUACAGAUGUUUCAGUAAAUACAAAUACAAAAGCAAUGGGUCGAUUAAAUAACAGUGUGCCUCAAAUACCACAAUUGAAAACUAAUUUUGAUGUAUUAAAUUAUCGUAAAGCACUCCCAAUAUUUAGCUUUCGGGAAGAUAUCCUUGAUGCAUUAAAUACAAAUCAGGUAGUCAUAAUAGGAGGGGAAACAGGUAGUGGUAAAACUACCCAAGUUCCUCAAUUUAUUCUAGAACAUUGCCAACAAAGGCAACAACCUUGUAGAAUUAUUUGCACUCAACCAAGGAGAUUGUCAGCUGUUUCAGUGGCUGAAAGAGUAGCAUUUGAAAGAGAUGAAAAAAUUGGUCAAACGUUCGGUUAUCAAAUAAGGCUUGAAAGUAGAGUUGCCCCAAAAACUCUUUUAACAUACUGUACAAAUGGUGUUCUCCUUAGAACUCUUAUGGCAGGAGAUUCUGCUUUAAGUACUGUCACACAUGUUAUCAUGGAUGAAGUUCACGAACGCGAUAGGUUUUGCGAUUUUCUUUUAAUAGCAUUAAAAGAUGCAAUACAAAAGCAUAAAUCUCUUAAACUUGUGCUUAUGAGCGCCACAUUGGAUGUUAACAUUUUUGUUAAAUAUUUUAACAAAUGUGCAGUUGUAAAUGUCUUGGGAAGAUCAUAUGAUGUUGAUACGUAUUUUCUAGAAGAUGUUCUAAAAAUGACGGGUUAUAUGACGAAAGAAAUGCUUUCAGAGAGAAAAGAGUUUAUGAAUAAAAAAGAUCAACAUAAAAUGUUAGAAACUUGGACUCAAUAUAAACCUCAACAAUCAGGAUCAAAUACUAUGAAUGAAAGAUGUAUAUUGCCUGCUCCAAUUUUAGCACAACAGAAUGAGCCAGUUCCUGAAAAAAUAAAAUUAGAACCGUGGCUAGCCGAAGAAAUGGAUAAAAGUAUUUCUGAAGCAUGGUUAUGCGGAGGCGAAGAUAAAUUUGCACAACUUUUAUAUUUCAUACUUUCCGAAAAUGUUUCGGUAGAUUAUCAACAUUCCGCGACAUUCGUAACUCCGCUUAUGAUUGCCGCAGGAAAAGGAUGUAUAAAUACCACAGAACAGCUUUUAAAUUUAGGUGCAAAUUUAAACCUACGAGCAGCCAAUGAAUGGACUGCAUUAGAUUGGGCAAAGAAUAUGAAUCAAGCUGAAUGUGCCGAGUUAAUAGAAGCAUAUAUGAAAACUUAUGAUUGUACACUACAGGAUGAAACAAAAGUACAUGUUAAAGAUGUUUCACUUUCGGAAGAAGAUAAAUUUUUAUUAGAUGUAUAUCAACAUACAUUUAAUGAUGAUAAAAUCAAUUAUGAUCUCCUCUUACAAUUAAUUUUGCACAUCCACUUAAAGAUGCCUCCUGGUUCUCUUUUAAUAUUUUUACCAGGAUAUGAUGAUAUCGUAACUAUGAGAGAAAAGAUAAAUAAUGAAGAAAAGGAAAUGAAUAAGGGUUUACGCUAUAAUUUGUAUGUACUUCAUUCAAAUAUGCAAACAUGUGAUCAAAAAAAAGUAUUUAAGCCAAGUCCCGCGGGAUCUCGGAAAAUUAUUCUUUCAACAAAUAUCGCUGAAACAAGUAUCACAAUUGAUGAUGUCGUAUAUGUUAUUGAUUCAGGAAAAGUUAAAGAAAAAUCGUUCGAUGCAUUAUCGGGAGUGUGUACACUUAAAUCCAAUUGGAUUUCCCAAGCUUGUGCAAAACAACGUAAAGGUAGAGCAGGGAGAUGUAGAAAAGGGAUUUGUUAUAGGCUAUUUUCUUCGGUUCGAUAUAGUAACAUGGAGCCUUAUCAAACUCCAGAAAUCUUAAGAUCACCACUACAAGAACUGUGUUUGUACACAAAACAUUUAGCUCCAGGAAAUACACCUAUCGCAGAAUUUUUAGAUCGAGCAUUGGAACCACCCUCUAAUGUAAUAACAAGAAAUGCAGUUCAAUUAUUGAAGACUAUCGACGCAUUAGAUCCGUGGGAAGAUCUCACUGAAUUAGGAAGUCAUUUGCUUGAUUUACCAGUUGAACCAAGACUUGGAAAAAUGUUAUUGUAUGCUGUGGUUUUAAAAUGCUUAGAUCCUGUCUUGACUAUUGUAUGUAGUUUAGCAUAUAAAGAUCCCUUCGUAUUACCCCUGCAACCAUCACAAAAGAGAGCUGCAACUGCGGCUCGUAAGAGAUUUGCGACUAAUACAUAUUCCGAUCAUAUGGCAGUUUUACGUGCUUUCCAAGGGUGGCAGAAUGCACGUGCAAGUGGCAAAGAACGCACAUUUUGCGAACAAAAUUUUAUUUCGGCUGCUGUAAUGGAGAUGAUAGUUGGAAUGCGUACACAACUGCUUGGUCAGCUUCGUGCAUCUGGAUUUGUUAGAGCAAGAGGGCCAGGAGACAUUAGAGACUUGAAUUCUAAUUCUGAAAAUUGGGCCGUAGUGAAAGCAGCUCUGACUGCUGGUUUAUAUCCGAACCUAAUAAGGCUAGACAGAGAGCAUUUGCAACUAAGAACACAGAAAGAAGUGAAAGUAUUUUUUCAUCCAUCAUCAACUUUAAGAGAUUGUCCAAAAUCACCAAGGAUGACAUCCACUCAAACAUAUGCAGCUAAUGUAGAAGCUUUGCCCUGUGAUUGGUUACUUUAUGAAGAAAUGAGUCGUACAGGACGAUUUUGUCAUGUUAAAAUGGUUACUUUGAUCAAUCCAUUGACAGUAGCUUUGUUCUGUGGACCAUCAAGAUUGUCCGUAGACGUAAUUUAUGAAGCUGAGUCUGUACCAGAGAGUGAAUCAGAUUCUGAAGUUGAUGAAAGUAAUGAAGGAACGAUUUUUAAACUCGACGAUUGGGUAGUAUUUAAACUCGAUCCAGAAACUGCUAGAUUCUUUUUACAUUUAAGACAAAAAUGGAAUGCGUUGUUCUUGAGACGUAUGAAAACGCCGAAUAAAGCAAUGUCGCAACUUGACGAAAAGGUAGUGAGCACUUUAGUAAGUGUAAUUACAAAUGAAGAACAGACAUGUGGAUUACAACAACCAUCUGGUAUUGGUCAAAGACCACGCCCUUUAAUUGUUGAUUAUUAUCCUGCCAAUGUUAGGAGAACAGAUGACUUUGUAGAGAGGAAUUUUUAAAAUUGGGCAGAAGAAAAAUAUUUUAUUAAGUGUAAUGUAUAAGAGAUAUUUUAUUCUCUUGAUUCCUAUGUGUAACUUAAUAUGCAAUGACAUAAUGGCAUUCCUAAUUUGCAUAUUUUAAUGAGAAUUGAAUAGGUUGCUUCUGAAAUAGAAUAGGAUAAAAAAAAACGAAUUGUGGGUGAUUACCUAUAAGGAUAAUCAUAGUUUCAUUAAAAUGUUUAGUUAAUAAUGACAAAGUUGACAAAUUUUGUUUUUUGUUCGAAAGUCUAAAAAUAAUAAAUAUAUUUUAUUUAAUCAUA